Molecule: messenger RNA, 459 nt
Organism: Miniopterus natalensis
Lineage: Eukaryota; Metazoa; Chordata; Mammalia; Chiroptera; Miniopteridae
Product: ubiquitin-conjugating enzyme E2 D3-like
Source: RefSeq, a predicted model, not a curated record
AUGCCCCUGAAACGGAUUAAUGAGUUUAGAAAUUUGGCCCAUGACCCUCCAGCACAAUGUUCUGCAGGUCCAGUUGGGAAUGAUGUGCUUCAUUGGCAAGUCACAAUUAUGGGACCUAAUGGCAGCCCAAAUCAAGGCUGUGCGUUCUUUUUGACAACAAAUUUUCCUACAGGCUACCCCUUCAAACCACCCAAGGCUGCAUUUACAAGAAUUUAUCAUCCAAAUAUUAACAGUAGUGGCAGCAUUUGUCUCGAUAUUCUAAGAUCACAGUGGUCUCCUGCAUCAACUAUUUCUAAAGUUCCUUUAUCCAUUUGUUCACUGCUAUGUGAUCCAAACCCAGAUGAUCCCCUAGUGCCAGGGAUUGUACAGAUCUAUAAACCAGGCAGAGAUAAGUACAACGGAAUAUCUCAGGAAUGGACUCGAAGUAUGCCAUGUGAUGCUACUUUAAAGUCAGAGUAA